This is a messenger RNA of Asparagus officinalis (garden asparagus), 1598 nucleotides long. RefSeq names its product omega-6 fatty acid desaturase, chloroplastic. Gene Ontology annotation, molecular function: oxidoreductase activity. The transcript has 10 exons. The record is from RefSeq and is a predicted model, not a curated record. Bases 5 to 1399 code for a protein of 464 amino acids. Lineage: Eukaryota; Viridiplantae; Streptophyta; Magnoliopsida; Asparagales; Asparagaceae. Gene Ontology annotation, biological process: lipid metabolic process.
GGAGAUGGAUAACUGCUCUAGCUAUCCUAACUCUAACGGCUUUCCUAGAGAGAGAGAGAGAGAGAGAGAGAGAGAGAUGGCCCUCGCAGGAGCCACUUUUAAUCUAUCGGCACCCCCGCGAAGGUUAAUAUGCAAUAAGAGACUGAAGUCUCGGUCAGCGGCUUCAGGUAUAUAUUGUAUGAAAUGGGGAACUCUUGAGAAGAUAGGAUUGAACUCCCACUGCUAUUUGUUCUACAAGAGACGACCACAAGUCGUACAAGCUGCAGUACUCCCUAUUUCACCAUCCUUGAUAGAUGAUGAAGUGCAAAGGCAUCAGAUGUGUGAAAAUUAUGGCUUCACACAAAUAGGGGAACCACUUCCUGAUAAUAUUACUCUGAAAGAUGUGAUGGAUACCCUGCCAAAAAAGGUUUUUGAAAUCAAUGACAUGAAAGCUUGGCAAUCGGUUUUCAUAUCUGUAACAUCUUAUGCAUUGGGAUUAUUAAUGAUUGCAAAAGCUCCAUGGUACUUGCUCCCUCUAGCAUGGGCAUGGACAGGCACAGCAGUGACAGGGUUUUUUGUGAUAGGCCAUGAUUGUGCUCACAAAUCAUUCUCAAGGAAUAAAUUGGUGGAAGAUAUUGUUGGAACUCUUGCCUUCUUGCCUCUGAUAUAUCCUUAUGAGCCGUGGCGUUUUAAGCAUGAUAGACAUCAUGCCAAGACAAACAUGUUGGCAGAAGAUACUGCUUGGCACCCUGUUAUGAAAGACGAAUGUGACUCCUCACCCAUACUGAGGAAAGCCAUUGUCUUAGGAUAUGGUCUAGUCAGGCCAUGGAUGUCUAUAGCUCACUGGCUAUUGUGGCACUUUGAUCUGAAGAAGUUCAGACCGGCUGAAAUUGGAAGGGUAAAGAUAAGCUUGGCAUGUGUAUUUGCAUUCAUUGUGAUCGGAUGGCCUUUAAUCAUUUAUAAGGCUGGAAUUAUGGGAUGGUUCAAAUUUUGGUUUAUGCCAUGGAUGGGCUAUCACUUCUGGAUGAGUACUUUCACGAUGGUCCAUCACACUGCUCCUCAUAUUCCUUUCAAAACUUCAGAUGAAUGGAAUGCUGCACAGGCUCAACUUAGUGGGACGGUCCAUUGCAGCUAUCCUAAUUGGGUAGAGAUCCUGUGCCAUGAUAUCAAUGUGCACAUUCCACACCAUAUUUCUUCCAGGAUACCAAGCUACAACCUUCGGGCUGCUCAUCAAUCGCUUCAAGAGAACUGGGGCAAGUAUCUUAACGAAGCAACCUGGAAUUGGCGUCUGAUGAAGUCAAUAAUGACGAUAUGCCAUGUAUAUGACAAGGAGAGGUACUAUGUUCCGUUUGAUGAACUCUAUCCACAAGACUCCCAGCCAAUCUCACUUCUCAAGAAGGUCAUGCCGGAAUACACAUAAUUUUGUCAAGAUUCUCCAUUACUUUUAUUCUUUUCAGAAUCUUGCUCUGAAACAGCAUUAAUCUUUUAUGUUUUGGCAUAUUUUACCCGGAGAUUCAGAAUAUUUGACAAUUUUAAACAACCAAUUUUUGUUGUACUGGCUAAAAGAUUUAAAAGGGAUGAAAAUAAAAGAAACUAGAGAACUUUUGAAUGUUGUAAAA